CACCCCAGGCAGAGGCUGGGGGUACUGAAGUUGCGGAAACCAGGGCUGGCUCUGGUUAUGUGACUUAGGGAGAGACUGGGUCAAAGACAAGAAGAAGAGAACAUUGGGGGAUAACCAAACUCCUCUGACUGGCAGGGAGACUAGGAAAGAGACUAGGUGGAGCGACUUUGUGAGUGUCUGACAGGGGGAGACCAAGAGAGAGAGAGAGAAAGGGGGAGCUUCCCCCAGGGCGAUGUGUGAGGUGGUGAGAGUCCACUGCAGACCCAAACAGCAGAGAGAGGAAGAGAGAGCGUGAGUGUCUCUGUGCAGCCAUGGCAGGGGACCUGGUGGUGGGGAUGCUGUACAACCUGAUGUUUCCUCUCCUCCUGCUAGCAGCAACAUCUUUUCGCUACAAUGGUCUGUCAGUGGUGUAUUUCUUGUUCCUGCUCACCCUGCCCUUACUCCCCAACCCCACCCUCACCUCCAUGAAAGGGAGGACAGGCAGGUUCCUGGUGUUGAUUUGUUCCACCAGUGUGACCUUCCUAGCUCUGCAGUGUUUCAUGCAGAUCACCUUUGCCUACGUUCCCCUAAACUCCACAGAAUAUACAGAGAAUGUUUUCUACCAUCUGGGCAUUGUACGGUUCAGUGUGGUGGAUCCAGGUAACAUUGUGCGUCUCCUGGCUCCAGACCUGGGGCUCUUCCUGUCUGGACUCUUUCUGCUCCGCCUCUGCAAGAAGCUGCUGCGCCCCGCUCCCCAGAUCAGUUUCCAUGACAACGGCAUCACCUCCUCUGAGCAGGAAGAAGAAGUGUCGGAUACAGAGUCUGAGGGAGGAAGUGACAUCACAGACGGCUCAUCCUGUGACACCUCAGAUGAGAGCACACCGGUCCAGUCAUCCCCGCCACAGUUUAUCACAAAGCUGUUGGUGUUUGCUGCAGGGGUCCGACUCGUCCUGUCCACCAUCAUGAACACUGCAGGGAAGGUGGUGGUCACCAUACUACUGGGCCUGGCUGGCAUCGCCCUACCCUCCCUGACGUCUGGGGUGUAUUUCGGGACAUUCUUGGGCCUAGUGUGGUGGUGGGUGUUUGGGCGCUCCAUCAACCUGCUAGUCUUCAGCACCCUGUGUGUGUUCAUGGCCAUCUUCAGCGCUGGGCACCUUCUGGCCCUCUACCUCUACCAGCUGCCCCUGGCCCAGCAUCUUGUGCCCCCCCACGACGUCUACGCCAGGUUGUUUGGCAUGACAGCGUUCAUCCACACCAACCAGUCAGAGCCCUACAGCCUGGGCUUGCACGCUGACGCUAGCUGGCCUGUGUUCACCAACCCACUGGCUCUGCUGCUGCUGUACUACACCCUGGUGGCCUUGCUGCACAAGUGGGUCCAUCUCAGCGAGGAACAGGUGACAGAGGAGAAGCCGGAGACUCCAGUGGAGAGCCCUGAGCAGGAGCCUCCAAGCUUCUGUAAGAUCCUGUAUAUCCCUGGAGACAGGAACGAGCUUCUAACCAGCACAGACGAAGAGACCUACCUACCAGACGAGCCCAUGGUGCUAAUGGGGGGGACUUCCUGGCAUGACUUGCGCAGCCACCAGCUGGGCUCACGGCUGGGUGAGGGCGGCUACACCAACUGCUACCCUCCUCCCCAGUAUGAAGGAGCAGACUCACUGUCAGAAGAGUUAGACACAGAAGCAGAGGAGAAAGAGAAGACUGAGUUAUUAGGAAGUGGUGUGGAGACUCCUCCCCCCACGCCGGCCCCCAGUGGUCUGGUUGUAUUUGGUCUGCUGGUCAUGAAACACAGCUACGUUAGCGCCCUCAUCAUCAUGAUGGUGUGGAGCAUCACCUACAACAGCUGGUUGACCUUUGCCCUGCUGGUAUGGUCCUGCGCCAUCUGGAUGAUGCGUGACCGCCGGCGCUACGCCAUGCUGAGCGCACCCUUCCUGGCGGUGUACGGCACAGUGCUGGUGGGCGCGGCCUGGCUCAGCGGGCUGAGACUGAGCAGGGAUGAGCUCUACCCCCACCUGCACCCCGCCAUGGUGGUGGACUUUGACCUCAGCAGCUCCUCUGCACCCUGCGCCCACCUGGGAGCCAAGGUGUGCUAUGCCUUCAGUUUCUGGCUGCUGUUCCGUCAGCAACUGCGGGAGCGAAAGGAGGAGCAGAGCCAGCAGGAGAUGGAGACUCUGGAUGAAGUCAAAGUUCUGCCACCGGAGGAACCAGAACCCUCCCCCUUGGCCUCUCUGCUGGGCAAGGAGCUGAGGGGCUUCCUGGUGAAGUACUGGAUCCUGUUUUGCUGCUCCAUGUUCUUCGUGGUCAGCUUCUCGGGGAAGGUGAUGGUCUACAAGAUCCUCUAUAUCGUCCUCUUCCUCUUCUGCAUCAUACUCUACCAGGUUCGUUACGAUGUGUGGCGCCGGGUGCUGAAGUACUUCUGGGCGGUGGUGGUGGGCUACUCCAUGCUAGUGCUCAUCGCCAUCUACAUGUAUCAGUUCAGGAGUGUCUCAGGCCUCUUCAGGCAGAUCAUGGGCAUGUCAGAGGAGGGCCUGCGUGACCUGGGUCUGGAGCAGUACGACACGGUGGAGCUGUUUGCCAAGAUCCUGCUCCCCGCCACCUUCCUGCUGGCCUGCAUCCUGCAGCUGCACUACUUCAACAACGACUUCCUGGAGCUCACGGACCUUGACAACGUCCCUGUCCGCCAGGGAGCAGACAGAGAGAAGGAGCUGAGGGACUCAGUCAGUGUGAUCUCUGACACGAUCAAAGAAAACAUUGAGAAGCUCCAGCAAAGACUGGUGAAGGAGCAGCUGAGUGGGGAGAGCCAGGAGACCCUGGACAGUAUUGGACUGUCCACAUCCUCUGAAGGGAAAGAUGCACAGCAGGAAGAGAAAGGCAGCCCAGGGGAACCAUUGGGCAAGUGGACGCGGAUUGUAGACCAAGCCAGCCUGUUGUUGCUGCAAGGCCUGCUAGGCCUCCAAAGGGCCCAGGAGAUAGGCUGGAGAAUCCUAGAGCUCCACAGCCUCAAGAUUGUCUCCACUGUUAUCAUCUGGGUAUCCUUGCAAGAGGUGUCCCUGAUGAACUUCCUGUUCCUGGUGCUGUGGACUCUGGCCCUGCCCAUGCCCCACCUCCGGCCCCUUGCCUCCAGUGUAUCCUGUGUGUGGGCCUGCAUCAUGGUGGUGUGUAAGAUGAUGUAUCAGCUCAAAGUCAUCAAGCCUCUUGAGUACUCCUCCAACUGCACCGACCAUUUGUUAUCAGUCAAUGGAACAGAUCCGGUUCUGGAAGGGAACAUGGCUGAGCUGCUGAAGAGGUCAGUUUUAUACGUGGAACCUGUGGAUCCAGCCGUGUGGUGUGGAGAGCUGAGGAAGUGUGAGGAGCGGAUCCUCCCCUGCCUGCGGAACCACCUGAUGGUUCUGGGCGUGCUUCUGUUUGAGGUGACCGUGCACCGUCACCAGCUCUACUACCGUCUCCAUAACGACCUGAAGACCCCUCCGUUCAGCAUCAUCUUCCAAGGAAUCACCCGGCAACACCUGGACCAAGGCAUCCUACCCUGCCUCAAGUACAUGGUCAACUACGCCUACUACAAGUUUGGACUGGAGGUGUGCUUAAUCGUGGCAGUGAAUGUGAUUGGCCAGCGUAUGGAUUUCUACGCACUGCUACACUCCUGCGCGCUAUUGGCUGUCCUGUCCCGGCGUCGUAGAAAGGCCAUUGGGGAGGUUUGGCUCAAGUACUGUUACUUCACAACAGGCCUGAUGAUCCUCCAGUACCUGCUCUGCAUCGGACUGCCCCCUGCCUUCUGCCUCGACUACCCCUGGAGGACCUCCAGCCAGACCCUGACCUCCAACAUCAUCAAGUGGUUCUACAUGCCAGACUUUGCCAUGAGGCCCAACCCUUCCUUCAUCCUAUAUGACCACUUCCUGUUGCUGUGUGCGGCGCUGCAGUUGCACGUGUUUCAGGAGGAGAACCGUGCGGCCGUGCGUCUCCUGGCCGGGGAGAACGUUGAGAUCAGCCGCAGCCUGGACCCCUGCUCCCUCAACCAGUAUAUCCCUGUUAACAACUUCCUCCACUGCAGGUCCUACUUGGACAUGGUGAAGGUGUUUGCGUUCAGCUACUUCUUCUGGCUGGUGUUGUGUCUUAUCUUCAUCACGGGCACAACACGCAUCAACCUCUUCUGCCUGGGCUACCUGGUGGCCUGCUUCUACUUCAUGUUGUUUGGGGGCAGCCUGCUCAUGAAGCCAGUGCGCUACAUCCUGCGUCUGUGGGACUGGCUGAUUGGCUACACCUGCUUCGUCAUCGCCAUGAAGAACCUGUUGUCUCUUGGCUCCUGUGCGUACCUGGACAGCCUGCUGAAAAAUGGUUGCUGGCUCAUCCAGGCCUUCAGCAUGGUCUGCACCAUUAAGGGCUACGAUAUCCCGGCCCCGGAUGACAAAUGUGAGCUGCCGGAGGGCGAGGCUGGCAUCGUGUGGGACGCCAUCUGCUUCACCGUCCUCCUAGUGCAGAGACGAGUCUUCCUCAGCUACUACUUCCUGUACGUGGUGUCAGACCUCCGGGCCUCCAAGAUCCUAGCCGCCAGGGGAGCUGAGCUGUUUGAGGCCAAGGUGAAGAAGCUGGUGGCUGCCAGGUUGGAGAUGGAGAAGAAAUCUGUGGAGACGCUGAAGAAACAGAUGGAGAAGAUCAAGUCCAAGCAAACGAGUCAUCCUGCAGGACCUUCCGGAACAACAGCACCCCCUGCAGUCCAGGACACACAUGAUGGGAGUGUGGGAAGAGAGAGUGGAGGACAGGGAGACCAGGGUCAAUGGUGGAAGCCAUGGGUCUCCCAGCCCACAGUGGGGGACUCUUGUGGAUAUCACCUGUUUGAGAGUGACAGUGAAGAAGAGGAGGAGGAGGUUCAAGAGAGCAAAGAGGAAGAUGCACCACCUAAGAAGAAAACUGCCUUUCAGCUUGCCUAUGAUGCCUGGGUAACCAGCUCCAAGGCAGCACUGAAAGGACAUAAGAAGGAGGAGAAGAAGAUGAAAAAGGAGGAGAAGAGGAGAGCAAAGAGAGAGCUCCAGAGACAGCAGGGUAUCGACAGAGCAGACUCCAGCGAGGAUGAGUUGGAAGAAAGCUGUCCGAAUGAAGAUGGCGAUGAGGAGAAAGAGAAUAUUCUCCAGCGCUGUCUGGACACUCUCAGAUUCGGAUGGGUCGUCCUCCUGUCGCUGAUUGAUGACCUCACAGAGGGCCUGAACUCCUUUUGCAAAAACAACCUGGCCAUUUCUAAGGUGCUGCGCUUUGAGAGGGCCCUGCUGAACGAGCAGCAAAAGAAGGGUAAGGAAGUGUCUCAGGACAGCGUGAAGCGUUUCUAUGACAACUGGAGGUCCAGACAGAGCACGCUGGCCUCGCUGGAUGACGAGGAUGAGGUACCUCUGACCCCCGCCUCCUCGCCCCCGCCCCUCCCCUCCUCCCCCCGGGGCUACGUCAAGCUGAGGCACGCCCAUUCCAAGCUGUCCUGGGGCAGCAGUAUUUCCAGCUGCAUGACAGAUGAUACCCUGCUGAUGUCUCGUCAGCCCACCCAGGAUGACCUGGAAGACCCUCCUCUCCUGGAGCCUCCCGUCCACGAGCUCAGACGCAAGCUUCUCAAGAUGGCCAAUGUGGAGAGUGACGAGCCUCCUCCCAGCCUUGAAGAUGCUGAGGGGGAGGACAGAGAGACAGAGCCCCAGUCUAAAGAGGAAGAACAGGAGGAGCAGAAGCAAGGGGAGGCGGACACGGCUGACCAAGAGGAGGAGUGGAGAGAAGGAGCACAGGGACAGGAGCAGUGGAGAGAAGAAGAGGAGGAGGAGGAGGAGGAGGAGGAGGAGGAGGAGGAGGAGGAGGAGGAGGAGGAGGAGGAGGAGGAGGAGGAGGUGGAGGAGGAGGAGAAAGCUGAUCUCCUGGAGGUCGUGGACCGUGAGGGGCUGAGCGUGGAUCUCCCAGACUCCCCCAGGCCAUUGAGCCAGGAGACCAGGAACCUCACUGCCAGCGAGCUCCUUCUUAACAACAUGUUUGACAAUGAUGAGAUUGGCGAGUCGGAUAAGUUCUACCAGUCUCUGCCCAGACACCUGCGCCUGUCACUGGCCCUCUACAACAUCAUGGUGUCCCAGUCAGAGAUGCUGUGCUACUUUGUCAUCAUCCUCAACCACGUUGUGUCUGCCUCGAUGCUCACCCUGAUCCUCCCCAUCCUCAUCUUCCUCUGGGCCAUGCUGUCUGUCCCCAGGCCCACCAAACGCUUCUGGAUGGCUGCUAUUAUAUACACAGAGCUGACUGUGGUGGUGAAGUAUUUCUUCCAGUUUGGCUUCUUCCCCUGGGCCACCUCAGCCUACCGCGGCAUCAACGCAGACCGUCCCUUCGCCCUGCCCAACAUCGUCGGCGUGGAGAAGAAAGACGGAUAUGUCCUUUUCGACCUGAUUCAACUACUCGCUCUCUUCUUCCAUCGCUCCAUCCUUAAGUGCCACGGCUUGUGGGACAACAAAGAAGUGGAGAUGCCUGACUUCUUCAAGAAGCUGAAGAAGAAGACAGAGAAGAAAAAGAUGGCAGGAGAGAGAGGAGAGAAGGGGGCAGGGAAGCGACGGGUGCCAUUCCUUCCCCUCCAGGCCUCCACUACAUCAUGGUUUUGCAGACGGAAGGGGGACAGCUCCACAGAGAACGGAGGCGUGCAGGUUAAGAAUCGCCACUCCAAGAGGAGGAGAGGCCACUCUAAGGUUCCCCUGACCAGGAAAGAGAGACUCAAGCAGCAGAUCAGAGAGAGGAUUCUGGAGGCCAAGGCUGCAGUCAUAGAAGUAGCGCUACACAUCUACCUUCCCAUCAGGCAGUUCUUUUAUGACAUCAUCCACCCAGAGUACAGCCCAGUGUGUGACGUCUACACUCUUAUGUUCAUCAUUGAUGUCGUCAACUUCAUCGUCAUCAUAUUCGGAUACUGGGCCUUUGGGAAACACAGUGCAUCAGCAGACAUCACAGAGUCUCUGUCUGAGGACCAGGUUCCUGAGGCCUUCCUGGUCAUGCUGCUGAUCCAGUUUGGCACCAUGAUCGUGGACCGGGCCCUCUAUCUAAAGAAGACCCUGAUGGGGAAGUGUGUGUUUCAAGUGGGCCUGGUGUUUGGAAUCCACUUCUGGAUGUUCUUCAUCUUGCCUGGGGUCACAGAGAGGAGGUUCAACCAGAACAAAGUGGCCCAGCUCUGGUACUUCGUAAAGUGUAUCUACUUUGGCCUGUCAGCCUAUCAGAUCAAGUGUGGCUACCCCAACCGCGUCUUGGGAAACUUCCUCACCAAGAACUACAACUUCCUCAACCUCUUCCUUUUCCAGGGCUUCCGGAUGGUUCCAUUCCUGACUGAGAUGCGGGCAGUGAUGGACUGGGUCUGGACCGACACCACCCUCAGCCUGUCCAGCUGGAUCUGUGUGGAGGACAUCUACGCCAACAUCUUCAUCCUCAGGUGCGGGAGGGAGUCGGAGAAGAAAUACCCCCACGUGCCUGGCCAGAAGAAGAAGAAGGUGGUGAAGUAUGGGAUGGGAGGCUUCAUCAUCUUCGCACUCAUUUGCAUCAUCUGGUUCCCUCUUCUCUUCAUGUCAUUGGUCAAAUCAGUGGCAGGGGUGAUCAAUCAGCCUCUUGAUGUGUCCAUCCAGCUAGGCAUAGCAGGAUAUGAGCCUCUGUUCACCAUGAGUGCCCAAGAGCAGAACCUGGUUCCAUACUCUGGAGCGGGCUUCAACCGUCUUACCAACCGCUAUGCCACUCAUCCAUCAGCGAUGCAGUUCAUAGUGAACUACGGGGCCGAGGACCUUGUGACGGCUAAGCUCAAGAGUGAUGCCAGUCUGCUGUGGACCAUCAGCCCAGCCAGCAGAGAAGCCAUGAUCCAGGAGCUCAGCAACUCCUCCCACAUAUACAUCACCCUCCAUUGGACACUGCUCAGAAAUGCCUCUCUGUCGGAGCACGCAGAGUCAGUGGGAGAACACACUGUGAAGUAUGAGGACCAAGUGCUGAGAGACGCAUUAAUCCGGAUGCUUAAAGGGACACACAGUGAACCUGUGAUUAUUCACAACCUACUACCCAAGUUCAUCCGAGGGCCCUCUGGCCCAGAAUCCAAGAUGGCGUCCAGACUACAGGUCGAGCACUCUGACCGGCCAGACGACAUAAAAACCUUCGCCUUCUUCCGCCCCCUGUCCAUAAAGCUGCAGCGCAGCAAUGGGAGUGAGGGGGGUCAGUGGUGGGUGGUGGAGGAGUGUGCUCCAGGUCCCAUCCAUGUCCAGAGCAGCUGUGGCAGCAUUGAGAUAGGAGUGUUCAACAACAAGGUCAGCCCAUCCAGUUUGGGCUUCCUGGCAGGACACGGCAUUGUGGGUCUGUACAUGUCAGUGGUGUUGGUCAUCGGGAAAUUUGUCCGGGAGUUCUUCAACGGGAUUUCACGCUCUAUCAUGUUUGAGGAACUGCCUUGUGUAGACCGUGUUCUGAAGCUCUGUACAGACAUCUUUGUGGUGAGGGAGACAGGUGAGAUGGAGCUGGAGGAAACAAUGGUUGAGAAGCUUAUCUUCCUCUACCGCUCACCAGAGACCAUGAUCAAGAUGACCAGAGAGAAGAAGGACAGCUAAAGAUGGGUGGCCCAGAAGGUUCCCUUGGAAGCUUUUACCAGGCUACAUCUGACCGGAAUAUAUAGGUUAAACCAUGAUGGCCAUCGCUCAAACCAAUCUUGAUUGGUGGCGGGCGAUGCAAAUUCCAACUAUUUCAAAUAUUGAGACUUUUAUCCAGCAAAAGCAUGGAGCUGCCAUCUUGUAAUAUCUAUUCCUGAGAGGGCAGACAGACAUCAUCGCUAUCAUAAAGAGGACAAUAUAUCAAACACUUUCUUAUUGUUCACUGUCAGUUAUCUCAAGUUCACAUUGUGAUUGCAAAAAAUGCAUGCAUUUUUAACUACUGACUGUUUCUACAAUGUUUUACAACAGCAGGCCAUAAUCCCUUAGAAAUAUGAAAAAUAUGUGACCAUCUCAUGUCAAGCCUACUCAUUGUGCAGAUAAAUCCUUUCCAGUGACAUACUUUUGGUAUCUAACCUCAUGUUGCCCUGUACUAUUCUCUCUGUACAUGAUGCUUAUUCCUUAUUUGAUGUCAAAAUAAAGUAUUUGU
Molecule: messenger RNA, 9066 nt
Organism: Hypomesus transpacificus
Lineage: Eukaryota; Metazoa; Chordata; Actinopteri; Osmeriformes; Osmeridae
Product: piezo-type mechanosensitive ion channel component 2
Exons: 55
Coding region: 312-8540 (2742 amino acids)
Source: RefSeq, a predicted model, not a curated record